Molecule: messenger RNA, 576 nt
Organism: Aspergillus brunneoviolaceus CBS 621.78
Lineage: Eukaryota; Fungi; Ascomycota; Eurotiomycetes; Eurotiales; Aspergillaceae
Product: putative Cu-dependent DNA-binding protein
Exons: 2
Coding region: 94-342 (82 amino acids)
Source: RefSeq, a predicted model, not a curated record
CAAGGGAUGCUCAUCGACGGUGAAAAGUGGGCCUGUGAAGCUUGCGUUCGCGGUCACCGAGUGACCACCUGCAAGCACCAUGGUAAUAUAUACAUGCCUUGUGUGACUGAUCGACCAUUAAUCCACAUCAACCGAAAGGGCCGUCCCUUUGCAACCUGCUCGGUCUGCAACUGCACGCCGUGCGAGGCGCCCGAGGAUCACGCCAAGCUCAAACGUGAGGCCGACGCCAGAUGUCAAGCAUCAAAAGUAGAGCCAUCCCCGAUGUUCAGCACCAGCAUUGCAAGCCCCCCCGCCCCAAACAUAUACUACAAAGACAACCAAAAAAGCCCACUCACCAUCUGAAUCUGAAUUUUCCCACACACUCCUUCCUCAUUGCUCCAGAGAACAGUCUAAGGCUGAUGUGGAAUUCCCUUUGGCGUCUUGCUCUUUGUUCUAGAGAGCCGCCGGCAGAUCUCCUCGUUCCACCUCGGUGGGCUCCCUGAAGCCGAUUGCGCCGCGUCCUGCGCCGUCAUCCACGGGCGGUGGUAGCAGUGGUGGUGCAGGCGCAGGAUUUCGGCGCGACUCCCACUCUCCCCC